AUGUCAAACAUAAAGGAGAAAUAUGCUGACUUUCUGGUGGAUGGCGCCCAGGCAGUGUCGCUAACCUUUGUAUCCGAUAUGAGCGAAGUGGCUUUAGCGCAAAGGCAUCAUCCCGAAUACGUCUACCAGCACUUUGGAGAGAACGAAACAAUAUUUGGUUACAAAGAUCUAAACGUUGUUAUACAUUAUACCGACGCAUCUAUGUAUAUCUACCCAGAGAUUAGUUAUACAGCCGACAUAACAUCGUUCACUGCGGAGUUCAAAGCUGAUAAUAUAAUUCAAAAAUUAAGCGAACAGCUACCAGCUGAACAGAUGGAAAUGUUAUGCCAGACAAGUGCCAUUUUCAAAUCUCGUUUGGAUGAUCAGAGAAAAUUUUUACCUUAUGGACAGCUUCUUUCCAAAUUUAUCGUUAGUAGUCGAGAGCUGCAGGUCUGGAUGAUAAACGAAAGUUCACCUGAAUUCGAUGCAUAUUUAGCUCGGGUUCAGACUCUUGCCUUAUGGUACAUUGAAGCUGCACAAUACACAGAUAAUAGUGAUCCACGAUGGCAGCAUUAUUUCUUGUAUGAAUCAUUUAAAAGAGAUGACGGUACUUCCCGUGUUGCACUUGCAGGCUAUGCAUCACUUGUUAGGUUUUAUAAUUAUCCAGAUAAAAUUCGACCUAGGAUUGCGCAGAUUUUACUGUUGCCACAUUAUCACGGCGCUGGUAUUGGUGCUAGAUUUUUGAAAGCAAUAUAUAAUGACUUAAUCCAAGAUCCGAAGGUUACAGACAUUACAGCGGAAGUUCCUGCAGAAUCUUUUAUAACAACUCGAGAUUAUGUAAACUGCUCUAACUGCUCAACUUUGAAGGAAUUCCAUGCAGAUAAUCUUAAAAAGGGCUUCACCGAAGAGAUGAGAAACGCUGCCUUAUUACGGUUUAAAAUAAAUCCAAAACAGGCACGACGCGUGUAUGAAAUACUACGUCUGCAUCAUAUCGGUGUCCGAGAUGAAGAAGCUAUGGAAGAAUACCGGUUGGAUGUAAAGAAAAGACUUGAAAAACCUUUUAAACGAAGCGAGCGUGACUGGAGGAAGCUAUCAAGUGUUUUGGAUGAAUAUGAAUAUUCAGCGGUUGUGGCCAGUCAGAUGAGUAUGGAGCAGAAAAUCGCCAAACUGGAACAGCUUUAUGAAGAAGAACUAGCCGCUUAUCGAACUGUCAUAAGACGAUUGAUCAAUUUUGCUAAUGGUUAA
Brugia malayi is the source of this 1224-nucleotide messenger RNA. RefSeq lists its product as uncharacterized. Bases 1 to 1224 code for a protein of 407 amino acids. The record is from RefSeq and is a predicted model, not a curated record. Gene Ontology annotation, molecular function: histone H4 acetyltransferase activity; histone binding. Gene Ontology annotation, cellular component: nucleus. The transcript is spliced from 9 exons. NCBI's taxonomy places the organism in Eukaryota, Metazoa, Nematoda, Chromadorea, Rhabditida, Onchocercidae. Gene Ontology annotation, biological process: subtelomeric heterochromatin formation.